AUGAGUAUAGAGUUCAAAAGCAGAAACAGUAGGAAUCAAGGUGAUUUAGAAAGUAAUACAAAUGAAACAAAAGAGAGUUCAUCCAUUAUUGAAUCAUUAAAAUAUGGCUCUAAUAAAUCAUCUUCACUCAAUUCUGCACUAGCCAGUUCAAAUCAUACUAAUACUUUAGCUAGUAAUGUUCGAGUAGUUGAGGUUCCACUUAAAGAGUCUGCAAUAUGGGUACAAAUGUUGAUUGGGUUCGUAACAGUAGUCAAAGCAACAGUUGGAACAGGGAUACUUUUUGCUCCCUAUGCAAUUGUUAAAUCGGGUUACAGUGUAAGUAUAGUGCUCAUUUUGGUUUAUUGGUUAUUAAAUAUAACUUGCACUCUUCUUAUGUUUCAAUGCGCUGAUGAAGUUAAUGAUACAUAUUCAAGUAUCGCCUUUGCAGCAAUGGGUAAAACCGGUAAAAUUCUGGCUGACAUUUCAAUCAUAUUUACGCAAUUAUCAUUUUGCGCAGUAUUUGUAACUUUUGUAACCAAAGCAAUACAAAAUGUAAUUUCUGGCAUUUAUGAUUGUGCACCAGCAUAUAUAGAAUACGGCACAGCAUUAAUUACCUUUAUCCAGCUUAUUGUAUAUAUUCCUAUGUCAUGUUUUGGUAGGAUUCAGUCAUUAGGCCCAGCUAUGAUAAUGGCAAAUAUUGCACUUUUUGUUGGCCUUGUUACAGUAUUCACCUACUCAGCUUUAGAACUAGCAACAAAUAUAUCAAAUAAUAAUAUGGCUGAAAUUUCAUAUUUCACAAAUUUAGAAUCGAUUGCAGGUCUUGUCGGUACCGCUGCGUUUUUGUGGGUAUCUGGCCCAGUUGUAAUAUCUUAUUAUGUGUCAAUUGCGGAUUACAAUGCGAGAAAAAGAUUUACUUGGUUAUAUUUUAUUGCAAUAACAUUUGUUUUUAUACUUACUGUAUCAUUUACUUUUGUUUCAGCUUUUGGAUAUGGCAAACAUACUUUUUCUGCAAUUACUUUAAAUCUUCCUAUUACAAUUGGAGCAAUGUCUGGUCAAAUCUUCUUUGCUAUUUCAAUUUUGCUUUCAUUUCCAUUAAUGAUCUUUCCAGUAAAAGAAAUUGUUACCAAAUAUAUCGAUAAUUAUUGGAAGAAACAUAACAAAAAUAAAAUUGUGGAAUUUAUUGUGCCUGCUGAACAGAUUAGACAACUUAGCAUUCAGAAAACACCAAGUAAAUUAAAUACUCCAAUUAUUUCUCAGAAAAACUCCCCUGGAAAGGAAAAUUUAAGUCCAAAUUCUGUUAAUUCGAAAUUAGGUUCAAAAAUCCUUCUUAGACAGCCAAGUGGAUCAAUUUCCUUUAAAAUUGAAAACUCCAAGAAAAAUUAUUCUUAUUACUUAGUCAAAGCAGCACCUUCACUCAUUGUGAUAAUAUUGAGUGUAGUUUGCUGUAUGACAGCCUUUUUCCUCAUCAACUCGCUCGGAAACUUUGUAAAUCUUGUUGGAGGUAUAUUUUGUGUUCCAAUCAGUAUUAUUCUUCCCGCACUCUUCCACCUAAUGUUGUUUAGAAAGAGAAUCUCACUUCCAAUUUUUAUUUUGGACAUUUUACUUAUAGUUUCUGGAGUAAUUACCUCAAUUAUUGUCAUUUGGUAUACAUUCUCUUCAUGGAGCGUUUCUAACGAAUCUAUUUGUAAUAUUAAACACUAA
Cryptosporidium ubiquitum is the source of this 1680-nucleotide messenger RNA. RefSeq names its product transporter protein. The record is from RefSeq and is a predicted model, not a curated record. The coding region runs from base 1 to 1680 and encodes 559 amino acids. The transcript has a single exon. Gene Ontology annotation, molecular function: amino acid transmembrane transporter activity. NCBI's taxonomy places the organism in Eukaryota, Apicomplexa, Conoidasida, Eucoccidiorida, Cryptosporidiidae. Gene Ontology annotation, biological process: amino acid transmembrane transport.